UUGUCCUUAAUUGAAUUUAUAUUAAAAGUGCUAUUUCAACACCAUUUAAUCCUUUAGCAUUAUAAUUCAAAUAUAAUGACUCCAUGCGGGAGUCCUUUCCUUUAACAGACCCACUAGAGAUUAAACACAAGUUAAAAACUGGACAUUCUUUCUCUGUCAUACGUCUGCUCUUCUGGAACCACCCUAAAGAGGAUACUCGAUACACAAUAUGGCCAAAAGUGUGUGGACACCUAACCAGCACACCCAUGUGUAGGUCUUCUCAAAACUGUUGAAAAGUACAGCAUACAUGACUUUGCAUGCUGUAGAUUUAGGAUUUCCCUUCAUUGGAACUAAGGAGAAAAAACCCGUUCCGGCAUGUUCCAGUCUACGGUAUAAAGACGUGCUUUACCAAGAGCCCUGCCCUCAACCUCAAAACUUUUGUGCUGACUUUGGAAUGCCAACUGUGCAGCAGGAUUUCUCACUCGACCUCACGAAUGCUCUUGGAGCUGAAGGGACACAAAUCUCCCAAGCGAAGAGUGGAGACUGGGAGGAACGGGAUGUUCAACAAGCAUGAGUGCAUUCGACUGCUACUCUUUGGAAAUAAUAAAAAUGUUAGGGCACUGAAUACAUCCGAUAUCCCUGGUACAUCUAUAUCCACUGUUGUUCCUCUGAUCAUUACCACUAAUGGUGGUGUUGACGUCAGUUCACAUGCAGGACUUCAUCCAUCUGUGCCUUUUUUUUUUUUUUUCUGGGAAACCAAUUUCAGAUCAUUUCCCUGAGAGGCAGACCAUUUUCUCUUCAGAAAUGAGGAAAUGUAGCUUGCUCACACUGUUUUGUGGCAUUAAUGGCCAAGAAUGCAGUCUGUCUGUUCUCCUUUUAGACCACUGUGACUCAGCUCAUCCUUAUCAUCUGUGUGUGUUUGUGUUUUGUUUUUGAGCAGCUGAGGCAGUAAGUAAAUAAGUAUUUGAUCAACAUGAACCUCCACUGAUGUGUUUUAUCAGGUUCUGUGUGUGUGUGUGUGUGUGUGAGAGACAGCUGGUGCUGCACAGAUCAUGUAAGACCUGAGAAAAGGGAAGUGGCUAUAAGGUGAGAAAAAAGAUAACACUAAUAAAACACUCGCUCAUGCUGACCUUUGACCCAUAGGAGUUUAUGCGAUGCUGAUGCGGGGCAUCCGCUGCACUCGAGCACACAGCCAGUGGUGCAGAGUGUGUAGCCUAUUGGCACACUGCUCUAUCUGUGUGCGUGUGAAUUUGUGCAUGUGUGUGUGUGUUUUCAAUCUGCUUCUGCUAUGACACGGAGGUCGGCCCGGCCUCUGAAGAGCUCUUAAUGCGGCACAUUUGGGAAUCUCACUCAACAGCUGACUGUGACUGGAUGGAGACUGUGGGACUGGACUUUGAGACCUCUGAAUGUGAAAGGAUACUUUGAACGAAAGAGGAUUUUGCACAAAAAGCUCGCUUCGAGGGCCGGGAUUAAUGGGAAGCCCGUGGAGUUUGAUCUGAAAGCCACUUCUGACUCUGAAAUGUACUCUCUCAUGAAUUCCAGGGUGUCUGGGGUUUUAAAAGUGCACGUCAGAAAUGUCAGACAUUUUUGAGUUAAAGUUAUCAAGAUACAACGAAUCUUAAUCUGGUUAAUUUAUUUAUGAAUUAUUAUUAUUAUUAUUAUUAUUAUUAUUAUUAUGACAGUCCAUACAGGAUUUCACAGAGUUUUUUACCUGAAUGUUGCGGCAAAAAAUGCUUUUUACUUUGUGAUGCACCUUGUGGACUUUUUUAUUGUUUUUUUUAAAUUUUUUUUAAUUGGUGCUUGAAUUGGCGAGAUAAUUUUGAAAAAUCGCAAGCUUGUCCGAAUAUUGUGGAGUUUGCGUGAUUUUGCGUUCAUUCCUGCGAUUGUAAAAUCCUGGAGCGACUGUACUUAUUAUUAGGUCGAUUUUAUGAUGUCUUAUAUGAUGUGCCUUCAUUGUCAGGCGUUUUUUGGGGGGGGGGGGUUUUCCCCGCCACUUUUUCACAUUUGAUAUCUUGCCGCACAUCUGGUCAUAAAAUUUGAUUUGUAAUGGUGCUAAAAUUUAAGGAUACCUCUAGACACCUUGUGAAUACAUUCAAAAUGUUUAGUUUUCCUUGAAGAUCUCUCAUGUAUACACAGUUUAACAGCACACUUGAAGAUAUGACCAUGUCUCCAGCCAUGCUCUGAAGAGAGAGAGAGAGCGAGAGAGAGAGAGAGAGAGAGAGAGAGAGAGAGAGACAGAGAGACAGAGAGACUAUGGCUUACUGUCUGUAUUGCUGCAUCUGCAGGAGGAGAAUACAAGAUGAGGUAAGAACACAGAGAAGGGUGGCGGUUAGAAGGAAAAGAGGAGGCGGUGAGGAGGUUGAUGAGUUAAUGACAUGCAGGGACAAGCAGGGAAUUCCUUUGCAGGCUGCGUAACACUUCCACACAGCUUUAUUCCCUCAGCAGAGCUGAACAGAAGCUUCGGCCACUGUGUUGACAUUGUAGCGUGUGUGUGAAUGUGGAUUAAACGUGUCUGCAUGAGCGUGGAUGAUAACUGGUGCUUGUAUCUGGAUGUCUCUGAACGUGAAUGGAUUCCUGUCUAGAGCAGUUUCCUGGGCAGUGCAAGCUUCUCUGUUUCUGACCUCCUCAAGUCAAAGGACCAGCAGCUCUCUCUCAGCCUGAGGACGGCAGAUGAUUCGGCAGCUGUGGGGACGGUGGUGGUGUCUCGCCUGAGGAUGGGAGAGAUUGAGGAUGGUGGUGUGGACCACAUUGCCACUGACACACACCAAAAGUGCACUCUGGUGUGUGAACCUCAUGGGACCACAAACGACAAGGAUAACGGGCCACUGAUGAAUGCAGUGUUUAAGAACCCGGUGUGUAAAGUGUACAGGUUUCAGACGACGGACAGCAAGUGGAUGCUAGUGAGGGAGCAGAUGGCUGAGUGCACUUUGUCCUUCAGCAUCCCCAUCCAGCUCCUCAGGCUGUACAUUCAGGAGGACAGACAGAGGAUACAGGAGCUGAACAAUCUGGGUGAGCUCUCUCCACACUGGGACAACCUGAGGAGAGACGUCAUCGCCCGCUACAGCCAUCUCAUCAAAACCUACCAGGACACACUCGCUGAGCUGGAGAAGUUCACCGGUCCUCCAUUCAAGCCGAGCUGCAGCAAGGCGCAGAAAUACCUGGAGUUCAUUCCCAUUAAUCUGCACACACAGCGCAUGAGGGUGACGUGUCCUCGGAAAACAGACUCCUUCUACGAUGUGAUCACAGUUGGAGCUCCAGCCGCUCACUUCCAGGGCUUUAAGAACGGAGGCCUUCAGAAGCUGCUCAGCCGAUAUGAAGCAGAGAAGAAGAGCUACAGCACGGCGUAUCAGUGCAUCUAUUACUCUCCAGAGCACACAGCCAAGGCCAGAGAGAUCCUGAGCAUGGUGGCCCAGCUGCAGCCCCUCAUCUGCGGCCUGGCCGACCGCCUUCUCGUCCAGGCCCAGCAACGCUGCAGCCACAGCCUCCGGGAAGCCCUCAAGAGUCUGGAGGAAAAGACCGAGCAGUUUGUGCACACUCUGAAGGACGAGCUGGUGAAGAACGCUCUCUUCGCGCUACACGCAGCGCGACCCGGCUACAUGAACAAAAGCCACAUUUCCGCCCAGACCGAAACACACUUGACCCAAACCGCAAGCUCGGACGUGACCCCGAACCAAAACCUGAGCCGGGAGCCGAGCGUCGUCAUCUGCAACAACGUGUCUGGAUCUCAGACACCCCCGAAAAAUGAAGCUCGCCAGCCUCUUAAACACCAAGACCUUCCCCACCAUGAGGAGUACGACGAAGAGGAAUGGGACAGGGUGUGGGCCAAUGUGGCCAAGGGUCUGAACUGUGUCAUCGCCAUGGUGGAUAAGCUACAGGAGCAGGACAACAACAACCAGGAGUCUGCUCCUGACCAGGCGCUCGCUGAUGUCAUUACUUCCCACAGUCCAGCUGCAGACUGGAGGGAACAGCUCAGCCCCUUGGUGGUGGCGCUGAAGGAUUGUGUAAACGAGGUGGCAGACAGAGCGAGCAAGUCCAUGAGUUUUGUUCUCCUCCAGGAGGCAGCGUGCAGCACACCAUCAGGCCUGCAGCUCCAACAGAGACGUGACACUGUAUUCAGCCAAGCGCUGGCUGCACUAGCCUGUGGUUUUCUUAUGCGGUUGUACUCUGGAUUAGAGGAUAAGGGCUUCAUCAGACAACUGCACACAGUAGGAGUGGUGGCUCAGUUCGAGAGCCUGCUCAGCACAUACAGUGAGGAGAUAGGCAUGCUGGAGGAUAUGGAGGUGGGGAUUUCUGAUCUACAGAGAGUCACAUUCAAAAUCACAGAAGCUGCUUCUGAUGACCCCAGCAAUCUGCAGCCAACUGUCAGUGGCAGACGAGACCAUUACACUGUAGAAGUGCCACUUCCACUCCAAACCUUCCAGAUGUUACCGGAUGAAGUGCGUCAGGGCAAGCUGCUGCAGGUCUUCCCCGUGCUCUUCAACGUGGGCAUCAACGAACAGCAGACGAUCGCUGAGAGGUUUGGGGAUAUAUCCUUACAGGAGAGGAUAAAUCAGAGAAAUUUUGACAUUUUAGAGACCUAUUGUAAGUCACUCAGUGACAGGAUUCCAUUAGAAUGUCUGCCUUCUUUUCAGAUGCAACCAGAUAUUAAGGAGCUGCUUGAAACACUGGGCCAGAAUGUGGUGACCAAGAAGAGGAAGAAUGUAGAAAUUCUCUGGCUUGCAGGAGCGAUCUGUCGGCGACUUAACGGCAUCCGCUUCACCAGCUGUAAAAGUGCCAAAGACAGGACGUCCAUGUCAGUGACGCUAGAGCAGUGUGCCCUCCUGAGGGACGAGCACCAGCUCCAUAAGGACUAUUUCGUCCGGGCACUGGACUGCAUGCGCAGCAGUCGGCUGGCCCAGGGCGAAGGUGCCCAAUGGGACGACCCUGAGGCAGGCUCCAUAGCCAAUCACAAGCCGGCGCCACGCCAAUUCUACCCAAUCGCUCUUCUGCUUGUUAGCUCUCACCUGCUGGUAGUGUGGCUCAUUUUAAGUCUUGUUUUCCUGCUUGCAAAAUAUCAAUAAACUGCUGAUUAUACCAUAACGACCCUCGUGCUGUCUAACUUUGUUCUCGGCUCGCUCUGGGUGUGAAAAGCACCUUGUCUCUUCUGCGGUGUCUCUGGGGUAUGCUCGUUUACUCACUUAUCAUUUCCCUGUGCUCUAAUCCUCUUUAACAGCUGUCGUUGGGGUUUGCUUGUUUUGUUUCCUACUUCACAGCAAUUGCACAUUCGAAAACAAAUCAUUAUGUUUUAUAUAAUAAGGUGAUGGAUUUUCCACUCCAGGCUGAUGUAUUUAGUUCAGCCAUGCAACACACCAAAGCAGUGAGCAACCCUGAGCAGAAUUUUAGCCUUAUUUCCCAUGAGGCCAUUGCAUCAGCACUACCAUUGGCCAGAUAAACACAUUACUUCGGCCUCUAAAAAGGCAUGCAUUCACGCUCUGGCAUGAAAAGUCAGGCAAGUUGUCCUUUUUGAUAUUUACGUUAUUUACGAUUAGUAUUUAUCUGUGUAGAGGUCUCUACACCUCUCAGUAAAGUAGUAAACGUGUGAUACUGUACGCGAGGAGUGAAACACGAUGGGGUAAAACGCUGUUAUCAUCAAGAAACUAAUCAAUGCCAAAAUGGUGUACCAACCCAACAUUGAUUCAUUUCCAAUACCAGCACAUCCCGUAGUGUUUUAUUCCUUUUAUGCUACAGCAAUUUGCCAACAAUUCAUUUUUUUGUUUAUUAAUAAUGAAUAACCACGGAUCGACCAUGACGCUGACCAAGAUAAAGCGGUUACAGAAGACGAACGAAUGCAUAAUGAUAAAUCACAACGACGCAUCAUGGAUGUUACU
Molecule: messenger RNA, 5846 nt
Organism: Ictalurus furcatus (blue catfish)
Lineage: Eukaryota; Metazoa; Chordata; Actinopteri; Siluriformes; Ictaluridae
Gene: inpp4b
Product: inositol polyphosphate-4-phosphatase type II B
Exons: 19
Coding region: 2694-5039 (781 amino acids)
Cellular component (GO): cytoplasm
Molecular function (GO): phosphatidylinositol-3,4-bisphosphate 4-phosphatase activity
Source: RefSeq, a predicted model, not a curated record